This is a messenger RNA of Alligator mississippiensis (American alligator), 4889 nucleotides long. RefSeq names its product neuropeptide FF receptor 1. The transcript has 6 exons. Gene Ontology annotation, biological process: regulation of cAMP-dependent protein kinase activity; regulation of MAPK cascade; regulation of adenylate cyclase activity. Gene Ontology annotation, cellular component: membrane. Lineage: Eukaryota; Metazoa; Chordata; Crocodylia; Alligatoridae. Gene Ontology annotation, molecular function: opioid receptor binding; peptide binding; neuropeptide receptor activity. The record is from RefSeq and is a predicted model, not a curated record. The coding region runs from base 3292 to 4587 and encodes 431 amino acids.
GUGGUGCUGGGAAAAUUUUCUCUCUCUCCCUUUUCCUUUGUAUAUAAUUCCCUUUCAUUGCACUAGGAGCAUUCGCUGCCUUAUGUAUCUCACAUGACCUUUUAAAGGGAAUUAAGGUUGGCGGAUCUCCUCCGGCGGGCUUUAAACUAGGCUCGUCGGGGGGAGGGGAGUACGAGGGCAGGGGAAGCUGUGGACCACCAAACCAUGUGGCACCCACAAGGACAGCCCAGCCUGAAGAAGGAGAACAUUGGGAACCUGAAAGCCAUGGGGAGGCCAGCACUACAGAACAGUGCAGGCCUGAGAGACAACGGUUCUGAGUUCGAGUAGCAAGUUACCACCCGGGAGGGCAGUGGAGCUUUGUGAGCAGCUGCAAUCUGCCCAGGGAGCCUGGGAUGAGGAGCCAAGCCAGGAGGUAGUGCAUGGGAGUUGACAGCUUCUUCAGCCUGUCAGCAAGGAGGAGUUCUCCAACUGCGAAAGGACACAGGUAAGAGCAUAAAUCAUUUCCCAUAUUCUGCCUCCCGCUCUGAGGCUCUGGAGGUCUUCUUGUGGUAGCCGAUGGACACCAAAUACUUCAUUGUGAUCUUCCCAAACCAGGAAUGCUAAGAAGUAGAUACUGCUUGUGUUUUGUGUUUCCCAUUGAGUGGCCAUUCACUGAUUGCUGAAAAACAGCAGGGAGAAGGAGGGAGUCCAGGGAAGGAUUUGCACAAGGAAGUUGCCGAAUACCUGAAGCAGCAGAUUCAGGAAAACGUAUGUCUCAGCCGAUGCCGGGAACUUCAAGAGCGGUAGACUUCCACUCCCUCCUCAUACACUCAGCACAGCAAAUGGUUACCCGCGAGACUCUGUGCGUUUCAGCCUGUGCCUGCAAUUCAGGCAUCUGUGCAAACAGGUGAUGCACGAGUUGAGCUUCAGCCUUUAAAAGUGGUAAGCAUCCAAAAGGAGGUGAUUGCAUCCUUGCAGAGAGAGAUGGGGCUCUGAAGGACUUACAGGCAGUGGCAGUUUGGGAUUUAUCCACAGGGCUUUUGUCAAUACGCAGUUUUUCUUCUCCCAGGGAGUUAAAUGGGAACAAAUAAGGGUCUGCCUGGUGUUAGUGCUAGGGAGCCUUUAGUGUUCCAUGUGGGCACUGAUUGCUGAGGAGUAGGGAGGUGGAAAUGCCUAGAGACUUCGGUUACCAUCCUAAUCAUCUACCAGCGUAUUCAUCACCUACAUUAACUCUUGAUUGCUGGGAGCAACAAGUGGGCCCUAAAGAGAAAGGAGGCUUCUGCUUUGUGAUAGCGUUGCCCUGCUGAAAGUCAUUGCAGCAAACCUGGGCGGGUGGGGGGAAUUACUUGAAUGUCUUCCCCACCGUAAGAAUCUGUGCAUUUGCAAUGAGGGCUGAACUGGCAAUUCCAAGCACACGGGCAGCACCACGAUGACCAGGAAAGUUACCCAGCACCAGUGAGAUCACUCCUGGGUUAUGUAUAGCUGCACGGGGUUCUCCUUACCUGGCCUGCAUCAGGGUCACAUAGGUUGGUCCCAGGCUGUCUGGAGUGUGAAUGAUAGGCUUCCUAGGGGUGACUGGCUGGUCAUGAGCAAUAUGAGGCAGGGUGGGCUGAGCCCUGGUGCCUGGGGGGCUAGCAGGCUGCAGGGGAGUAGGUGGCUGCUUGCAAAGGGCUGUAGCUUGCUACCAUCAUCCAUGGGAGCUGACACCAGAGAUGCCUCUCUCUCUCUGAGAGACAAAGCUGCCUUUGCCACCAGGCUGACGCUUCCUCCGGGCUCUGCCUUGGGAUACAGCUGAUCCCUGAGGGUCUGGAGAUGGCUGUGGAGGAGGGAGAAGGUAGAGCGCAUAGGACAGGUAUCUCUGCAGGGAAUCUGACAGCACUCAGGCCUGCCUGAAAUGCAGUCCCAGGUCACACAGGAAACCCCACUUUCUUCAUCUCAAGCUGCUACUGCCACCUCUCAGCCACCGGUGCUCUGCUAGUGCUUUUUCUUCGAUGCUCCCACUGUAUCUGUGCAGCUCGGCUCCCAGCUGAAGGAAUAUUUGACUUAAAGAUGGGAGGUGCCUGGUCCAUCCCACCCAACUUCUAUCCCAGGGAGAUGGCUGUUCCUCUCUGACUGCUUACAUUGCCCCUGACUUUAAGCCCUGUGGAAAGGAGGGCUGGACUUGAUGAUCUGUAAGGUCCCUUCCAGCCCCUAAAAAACUAUGACACUGUGAAACUAUGAAAAUGCCACCCCAGAACACCCCUUCCUCUGUCCACUGGCCUGCUCAUCUGUCUGUCUAGGUUGCAGGUUCUUUGGGCCAGGGACUUUCAUUAUGAGUGUGAACAGCUCCUAGCACACAGGUCUGUACUUGCUGCUUGUGCUCUGUUGGUGCUACCAAUAGUUGCUCCUUACUGAUUCAUUCUCCACUUGCUUAUGGUAGUUUUAAGAGGCAGGCAGGGGACUCGGCUUCCUCCAGCCCUGCUUUGCCCCAGCUCAUCAGCCGGUGUCUUUCUCUUGUCCUGCUGCCCCUGGUUCUCCCUGCUCGUUGGAGGUAAAUUAUUAGGCAUGCUCCCUCCUGUGUGGAGGGAACAGCUUUGCAGGUGAAUGAAAGUGCUGGGAGCCAGCUGGCCUGAAACUACCCCUUAGGGCAGGGAGAUGCCUCUGAAAGCACAGGGGCCAGUCCUCAGCUGGUGUGAAUGGCCAGCCUCAGUAGAGCUGUGGUAGUUCACAGGCAAGGAUCUUCCCCGUCACAGCACCUGCUCAUUAAUAGCAUAAUUAUUCCCUGGUAGAGCUGUGCCUUCCUGCUCAUAGCAUCCAUUGUGCUCACACUCAUUAAGUACGUAUGCUAAUUACACCAAUGCAAUAACGGAAUGCCACUUACUCAGUUGGCAUUUCUGGGGUAGGAUUUUUCUCCUCCUCGUCUCACCUCACUUUAAUGAGCUGUCUCCAGGUUAGUCAGUUGUUUAUUUUGUUUGAUACAUUCCCAGCCCGGUGCGUGUAUCCCCCGGCAAAUUCUUUUUUACCAACGUUUUCUCUCUCCCCCCACUUCAUUUUUUCUGUCCUCCCCUCUUCUCACAUAUCUGUCUAUCCCCUGCUCCAGGGUUUAUCUCUGUGUAUCUAACUUCUCUUCCUCCAGCACAUCUCUGUUUCUGUCUGUCUAUCACCAAGCAAAUCUCCCCUCCAUCCAGGCAAAUGCACACCCUUGGUUUUGCAUCUUGCUGUGCACAUAGGGCAUACAUGUAGCCUUGGUAUCAAGUUGCUAACCUGAAACUUCCCUGCUGCUGAAACUCUGCCAUUCUCUUAGCUCCCUUGUGGUCUCUCAUAGCUCCUGCCAUGGAUUUUCCCAGGGUAGAAAUGGAAGGUGGCACGAACAAGACAAUCUUGUCCUUAAUGAGCCAUAAAAGGAACUUGACAUAUUCACGCUACUACCAGCACUCCCCUGCAGUGGCUGCCAUCUAUAUCAUUGCCUACGUGUUCAUCUUCACCCUGUGCAUGGUUGGGAAUGGCUUGGUGUGCUUCAUCGUGCUGAAGAACAGCCGGAUGAGGACCGUCACCAACCUCUUCAUCCUCAAUCUGGCUGUCAGCGACCUGCUGGUGGGGAUUUUUUGCGUGCCCACUACCCUGGUGGACAAUCUGAUUACAGGUUGGCCCUUCAGCAAUGGGGUCUGCAAGAUGAGUGGGCUUGUACAGGGCACGUCUGUCUCCUCCUCUGUGUUCACGCUGGUGGCGGUUGCGGUGGACAGGUUCCGCUGCAUCAUCUACCCCUUCAAGUCCAAGCUCAGCCUGCUCACAGCCCUGAACACCAUUGCCAUCAUCUGGGUCCUAGCCAUCACCAUCAUGUGCCCAUCUGCUGUCAUGCUCAUGGUGGCACAGGUGGAGGAUCACUACAUUGUCUAUGGCCACAACCAGAGCCUGGCCUCCCCUCUGUACUCCUGCUAUGAGGCCUGGCCCAACAGUGAGAUGAAGAAGGUCUACACAACUGUCCUCUUUGCCCACAUCUAUGUGGCCCCCUUGACCCUGAUCAUGGUCAUGUACGGCUGGAUCGGGAUCAAGCUCUACAAGUCAUCAGUCCUGGUGAGUCGGCACCGGGUGGAGACCCAGGAGCGCAGCGGUGCUGCCGUCUCCCGACGCAAGGUCAAGGUCAUCAAGAUGCUCAUCCUAGUGGCCCUGCUCUUUAUGUUGUCUUGGCUGCCCCUGUGGACACUGAUGCUGCUCACAGACUAUACCCAGCUGGAUGAUGCCCAGCUCCAGCUGCUGACAGGCUACAUCUUCCCGUUCGCACACUGGCUGGCCUUCUCCAACAGCAGCGUCAACCCCAUCAUCUAUGGCUACUUCAACAAGAACUUCAAGCGGGGUUUCCAGGCUGCUUUCAAGUUCCAGCCCUGCUCCCACAAGAUGGGGCCUCAUGAGGCCUAUUCUGAGAGGCUGACUGCCAGCACCACUGGCUUCGGGACCCGCAACAAGGUCUUCACCAACGGCGAGUCCUCCGACUUCCUCUGCCUCAAGACCCUGCCUGCCAAGGGGCUGUGCCCAGCACAGAAUGGACAGGCCCAGACACCGGGCCUUCCCCUGGAGAAUAUCAGCAAAAUCACCCCCCUGAGCAAAGUCUGCAAAGCCUGGGAUGCGUGAAGCUUGUGGCUGGAUGGGAAUGACUUCAUGUCAGGAGUGUUUUUGUCUCUUUCCACCGGCAAAUGCUGGGUGUGUUUGCUGCUGUGAUGUGUUUGCUGUGGGCAGUGUCUCCCUACCAGAGCUGGGUCUCUCGUAUGCCACAUCCCAUUUGUAAAUGCAAGGCAAACCACAUGGGCGUUUGUUGUUCGUUAUUCCAACUAAUGCACACGAGGCUUUGUCAGCCGCUUCCAGUGUCUAGCAGAGACCAACUGAGCAUGCUGUAUCAAAUGUCUGUGUCAUUAAAGCUAUUGUUCCACACGCCA